Molecule: messenger RNA, 2033 nt
Organism: Zonotrichia leucophrys gambelii
Lineage: Eukaryota; Metazoa; Chordata; Aves; Passeriformes; Passerellidae
Gene: CZH9orf40
Product: chromosome Z C9orf40 homolog
Exons: 2
Coding region: 41-520 (159 amino acids)
Source: RefSeq, a predicted model, not a curated record
GGCACAGGAGCCCCGCGGAGCCGCCGGCGCGCGGCCCCUCAUGGCCAAGCGGCGCGCGGAGCCGCUGAUGUGCCACGUGCCAGUGAAACGGCUGCUGCGCGAGCCGGCGCUGCCCCGCGCGGGCGAGCGGCGGCCCCGCGCAGAGCCGGGCGGCGCCGGCCCCGCCGCGCUCAAGCGCCCGCUGGAGGAGGCGGAGGCGCCGCCGGGAAAGCGGCUCGGGCCCGGCGCCCCCCGUGCGCAGCCGGGGGACGCGGGCGGCGGGCGGCGGCGGCGCGGCGGGACUGUGGCGCCCCAGGACGCGCCGGCGGCGGAGGGACACGCGGGCGGCCGGGGCAAAGAGCGGGCCGCCGCCGCCGCCGAGCAAGAAGAGGAAUUCUGUCAAUAUAACUCAUUCCUGUACUGGAGAGCACCACUGCCUGCUAUUGAUUUGUCUGAUAUUCAGAACCUAGAUGAAGAGCCUCCAUCGGGUGCCAAAACUGCUGCAAGGACUGAUACUGCAGAAACUGAAAUGGAAACCUGAUCAGUUGUUUCAUAGCUGUGCAUCUGUUCCCAAGGAACUUGUUUCCAUUUAGAUGGGGUUUUGUUCCUUGGGUGAAUAAUAAGCAUGUUUAUGCGGUCUUGGAGAAACUGUUGUGGCAGUCUUUAAAAGCAAAUCUGAGUUGCCUUAGUGGAUAGGAUGAACAAUAUUGGGUACUUAAGAGGAAGCUAUCUGAAGGUGUGCAGUAAGGAGGAGCCAACAGUGUCUAACAGGAAUACUUGAAGACAUGGAGGCAGACUAAAAGAAGAAUAAGGAAAAUGAGAACUUCGGGAUGCAAUUAAAAGAUAUGGGGAUAUGUUACAUGUUGAAAUGCAGAAUUAUUUUGUCUGUCCUAAACAAAAAAACGUGUGGUACCUGAAAGUGGAGUAUUUUAACAUGUGAUUUUAUCAUAAAGCACACAAACUUUUGUGAUUUCUAAUGUGUUCUUUUUUUUUCUGUAUAAUAGCUAAACCAAAAAAUGAGUCCAUCAAAAUUGGACAAAACAUUCCCUUUUCUAUGCAAACCAAAAACCAAGUGUGGCAGAGAAGGGGAAGGAAAAGGGGCUACUUUCUGCUGAAAGCUGCUGCUGUUCCGAAAAGUUUCACAUUUUCAUUGUGAAAAAGUUUUUUCACCUUCUCUUUUUUGCAUUAUGGAUAGCAGUGGGCACCCCUUUUUUUAUGUUUUUAGUUCAUUCUAAAGUUACUGCUGUUUUUAGUCUUUGUGAUGUUGCUCUGAACCAGUUGAUAGGAUCUGAAUGACAGGUUUGGGCAGAUGUGUCAAGAAAAGUUAGUGCAAUAUAAACUGACCACACACACUUUUUCAAACUAUACUGAAGGAGGUGUGGUUUUUGCAGAGACUGUGAAUUUUGCAGAAAGUUUUUACAGAAGUUCAUUCAAAUUGUGGUUUUUUGCUGUGUAAUAUGAACUUGAUGUUUGUGAUUUGCAAUUUAUUUACAUAUUGAAAUACAAUUAGACGUCUUUAAUAAUAGACUGAAGUUGUGUGGGAAGACUUACAUUUUGGAAUAUGAUUUGUCUUUAAGGACAGAAAACGUAUUUUUUCUGUAAUCACUAUGGAAAAAGGCAACUUUUGAAUUUUAUUUUUUUCUAAUAAUGUGUUUGUUAAAGGACAAUAAAGUUUUGCCUGUGUGUAUGUGAAAAUUUUGUCACUAUUACUAAGUGAAGUUCUUGACUUUAUUUCAUAAGAUUUCUGCUUCUGUAUCUUUGUUUUACUAGGUCUUUUUGCUUAAAAUAGUGAGCUUGUCAGCUUGCUUGGUAAACACUUGGAAACUUUUUCUGCAAUUUGUGCUGCAUAGGUUAUCUGUAUUUGUUGCUUAUUCAUUUAGCUUGUUAAGAUCUCAAACCUUCAGGAGAAAGGAGGUGGCUUAGGGACUUAAGCAGUUAAUGGUGCCGCUUUGGAUAUCCUUCUACGUUCUGUCAGGUUAGCUGGAUACACAUUUGGACACUAUGUAUUUUUCUCAGUUUUAACAUUUUGUUUAAGUUCAAAUACACCAACUUGU